Scophthalmus maximus (turbot) is the source of this 8558-nucleotide messenger RNA. It is a transcript of the gene pcbp4, whose product is annotated as poly(rC) binding protein 4. Lineage: Eukaryota; Metazoa; Chordata; Actinopteri; Pleuronectiformes; Scophthalmidae. The record is from RefSeq and is a predicted model, not a curated record. Gene Ontology annotation, cellular component: cytoplasm; nucleus. Gene Ontology annotation, biological process: negative regulation of mRNA splicing, via spliceosome. The coding region runs from base 1577 to 3133 and encodes 518 amino acids. The transcript is spliced from 16 exons. Gene Ontology annotation, molecular function: mRNA binding.
CAAUGGCUAAUCCCCCCUUCAUGACAACUCUGGGGGUGGUUAUAUUAUAUUACUGUUUGAAAUUCUGCAUCGUUAGGGGCGUGGUCUAUUUGAUUGACAGCCGGGGCUCGCUCGCCCGAAAAAACUAAACUAAAAAAUCUACUAAUACUACCCACAUAUAACUGCUCGUAAAUUAUAUUUGCAUUAACUUAUAAGAAUUAAAAUAUAGUGGUGAAAACUACAACCAUUAUACAUUAUAAAAAAUUGGAGGCAUUUUUAAGAUAGUGUAGUAUAAUUUUAGUAACAUAAAGCGUAUUUUCAUGUCUUUUCCACCACUUGUAACGUUGGCUGGGACGACCGACUGUUACCACUCCCAGACCGUGUGCAGCAUCAGGGCCACGGUAGCAUUUAGCUUAGCUUCUGAGCCUAGCUCCUUAGCCUAGCUCCUUAGCCUCAGCUAACAGGGCAGCUUCGCGGUAGGUGGGUGUGUUUCAGCGACCGGUCUGCAUUGGGCUCACCCACUCUCCACCUCUUUGUCCAUAUUGGGAUGAGCCGGGUGAGGGAGGAGUCGUGCCCCGCCAACAUGGCCCACUUUGGGCUUCAAACCCGGCCCGCAGAAACCAAUGGGUGACGUCACGGGCGCUACGUCCCUGUUUAUUUACAGUCUUUGUGUACAACGCCUCCCUCCCUCCAGUUCCCUCCGACUGCCGGUAGGUGGCAGCAGCGGCCGGAGGUGAAGAUGGAAACAGGCUCCUCUCACCUCACCUGUGCUUUUCGUACAGAAAAUGAUCUGUUCCCAUAAAUAAGAACAGGCCACAGGCUUUAAUCGGCUGAUCGGUGUUAAUGUCUGAACUUCUCCUCCAUCCUUUAAAUAGGAAAAAAAAAAAAAAAAAAAGGAAUUUUAGAAAAUGAAAGAAAACGCCCCUCAGUCCAACCACGUCCCGUCCCGACGGACUGAAGCUGCUCGAAACACUAACUGCCUCUUUUCCUGUAACAAUCAAUGCCUCUGUCUCUAAUUGGAUGGGGUAGCACACCCCCUCCCUCUCCUCUCCUCCUCCCCCUCCUCCCUCCUCCCUCUCUCCGGUUUAUUGUCACUGACAGUCGGAUUAUUCCCUCACAGCAGCAGCCUGCUCCCGCUCCUCUUCCUCCUCUCUGUCCGACAAUGCGGGCAACCACUAAGGAUCUAUAAUAAUUCCCUGCUCCGCUCUGCGUCGGUUGUUCCUCUUCCUCUUCUUCCUCUCCUUCUUCUUCACGGACUUCCUGUUCCAGUGAUGUCGCCGCGCCCGCAGAUCUGACAAAUCAGGGGUCAACUGAAUAAAAUCAGUUAGUAAUUAAAGACGUGGCCUGUCGACCCUUCGAGAUGCUGACCCCACACCUCAAACACCGAGCUCACUGAGAACUGAAAGAAAAACGCUCACCUGGAUAAAAGCCACUCCUGCCGCCACCAGCGCCGCCACCCCCCCAGGAUCCCAGCCCCCCCCACUCGCCCCCUCGCACAGCUCCAGGGCUCCCCAAGGAUCUCCUCGCCCCGGGUUCCUCGGUAGGGUUCUCUGUGGUGUUCUGGAACGCUCCAUACGCCCCGGGGCAUCAGACCUUCAUGCGUCUCCCAGCGGCAGAGUCCACCCACACCUCCACCCACCACCACCACCACCACACCACCACCACCUCCACCAACACGACCAUGAGCUGUGACCGGGAGUUUGGAGACGGGGCCAUGGGAGUCACGCUCACACUGCGCCUGCUCAUGCAUGGAAAGGAAGUCGGAAGCAUUAUCGGCAAGAAAGGAGAAACGGUGAAGAGAAUACGGGAAGAGAGCAGCGCGAGGAUCAACAUCUCCGAGGGCUCGUGUCCGGAGAGGAUCAUCACCAUCACGGGGCCGACGGACUGUGUGUUCAGAGCCUUCACCAUGAUCACAUUCAAACUGGAGGAGGACCUGGCGGCCUUGGUCGCCAACGGCACGGUAACCAGCAAGCCUCCCGUCACCCUGCGGCUGGUGAUCCCGGCCAGCCAGUGCGGCUCGCUCAUCGGCAAGGGCGGCUCCAAGAUCAAGGAGAUCCGAGAGACGACAGGUGCCCAGGUGCAGGUGGCGGGUGACCUCCUCCCCAACUCCACGGAGAGAGAGGUGACGAUAUCAGGGAGCCAGGACGCCAUCAUCCAGUGUGUCAAAAACAUCUGCACUGUGAUCUUAGAGUCACCGCCGAAGGGAGCGACCAUCCCGUACCGACCCAGCCCGACCCCGGGAACUGUGCUGCUGGCGGGAAACCAGGUGAGAGGAGGGAGCAUGAUGACGACUCAUUUAAGACGCCAGCAGGAAAUGGUGUUCGAGGCGUCAGACUUCGGCUCUCACCCCCUGUUCUCGGUCACACAGGGCGGAGUGGACCUGCAGCAAACGUACGCAGUGCAGAGUCACUACGGCAUUCCACAUUCGGAGCUGGCAAAGCUCCACCAGCUGUCGAUGCAGCAGCAAGGCCUGGCCCCCAUCAGCCAAUCAGCUACACAAGUUCUGUCUGGGGGCGUAGAUACCUGUUCUCAGACGACGUCUCAGGAGCUCCUCAUUCCAAACGAUCUGAUUGGCUCGAUCAUCGGUCGCCAGGGCACCAAGAUCAACGAGAUCCGGCAGGUGUCGGGCGCGCAGAUCAAGAUCGGCAGUCAGAUCGACGGCACCAGCGAUCGGCACGUCACCAUCACCGGCACGCCGGUCGCCAUCAACCUGGCUCAGUAUCUGAUCACGUCAUGUUUAGAGACCGCCAAAUCCACCGCCCAGUCCUCCUCCAUGCCGUCUCCCGUUGACCUGACCAUGAGCUUCACCCAGCCCGCCCCCCCUGCCUCGUCCUCCUCCUCCUCCCCCCUGGCAGCAAUGGGUGCCACACUGACCCAUGCUCCCAUGCUGGGGGGCCCCUACGCCCUCCCCCUCUCCAGCCUCCUGGGAAUGAAAUCCAUCCCCUACCUGGCGCUCUCCGGCCCUCCCGGCGCGGCGGCUAUGGGUGCCCCCAUGUUGUCGGGCUCGAUGCAGACGGCGGCGACGGCGGGCGUCCCGGUGCAGGCCCAGGCCCACGCGGCGGCCGCCGCCGCCCUGGCGUCGUACACGGCCAAGAUCUCGUCCUCGGCCAACGGGAUGAAGAAGCCGGAGAGACAGAAGUUUGCUCCGUACUAAUGACGGAGGAGCGAGACGGUGCGUCUGCGUCACUGAGGUCGUUUCCAGGCUGGUUUCUCCGACGAGAAAGGGCGGUUUUAUUUUCUUUCCUCAUCACUUUCUGUUGCACUUUUUUUUUAACUUUUUCUUUCUGUGCCACUUUCUUUCUCUCUUCCAAUUUUUAGUGAUUUUUCAGAAACUUUCAAAGUGGGAUCACUGGAAUGUGUUUGUUAAUCACGGAGACAAACAAAGCGAUAUUUCCGCCGCGCCACGCGGCAGGUUGUUGAGUUGCGAUGCCUCGUUCCUGAUCGGCUUCUCUUCUGAUCAAACAGCUCACGACUCGUCCGCAUGCGGCUGAUUAGACCCGUUGUUGUCGUUGAAGAGCAGCUCCUCUUUAACUCGGGGGAUGAAUACGCUGCCGUCCUACUCUAUAAGUCUCCUGCUGGUUUGCUGGUGGAACAGAUUUUCGAUUGUGAGCUCCACCGCGUGGGAGCCAGUAAAUGAUAAAACACAGAGGCACGGAAAUACACAAAGAGAUGAUUUGAAAUGGUGGAGCCAUGAUAGUUCAUCCACCAGAGUGACGGGUCUAAUGUCUAACUGUUCAUUUACUAAUUGAUAUUAGCUGCCCACAGUUCACCCGGCGCCUCCUGAGAAACUGGGCGGCUGCUGCUCUUGUCACAGGAAAUCAGAAAAGAAAAAUGAUCUCCAUCUCUUAGUCGUGACCUUUUCUCUUUUUAGACACAAACACUAUUUCUAUCCGAGCUCUUGCAGCAGGCGAGUGUGACGAGGACGUGUGAUCACGUCGUGACCCGGACCUCAGAUUAUCCGGCAGCGCGUUUGAUAUUUCGGACUCUUCGCGGGGAUUUAAAAAUGUGCACAAGCAGACAAUCAUGUACGGGAGCUUUCAGGGACGUCAGGGACGCCGACUCCUCUCGAACGUUAUCCACUCGUUUCAGUCCGACGUUAGUCUGAGGUGAAUCUCAGGACCGGGGACCAGCUCAGUCUGGGUCAGUGUGGAAGGAUCAGGUCACAGGUCACUGAUCAUCUGGUUUCAUGAAACAUCCCUGGGAACCUGAGAGACUAAACUCAGGGCAGCACACACCCACAUCUCAAAAGCUGACCAGGGGACGCGGAGUGUGAACCGUCUCCUGCGGCACGUUCAGGUUCAACGGUGAGAAUUCAAAUCAAGAGAUUAAAAUGUUUUAUUUCAUACACUCUGAUUUUAAGAAGCUCACACAGAAACGUGUUCGACUCCCGUCACAUCAUCACUUUCCAACAAUCCCACUUUACAUCUUUCAUCAAACAUCGUUUUGCGUUUGAUUUUUUUCUUCUUUUUUUUUCGUGACGUGUGUGUGUGUGUGUGUGUGUGUGUGUGUGUAGCUCCGCCCCCUCGUCGGAGAGACCGCCGGGACGUCCGGUGUGAUGAUCUGAGGUUGUUUGGGCCACGGAGCCUGUAAAAGCCAUAAAGACUAUUCAGCUCUUUUGUCCCUUUGCUCCUUUACUCUCUUGUAUACUCGCAUAUUUAUUGACUAAUAUGAAAUAUUCCCUCAGAGUUUAUAAUAUCACUGGUCACUAACACUGAGCUGAACAACUCGGCUUUUGUAUACGAAGAUGUCUCCUUGUGUCGGACUAUUUCCUGUCUGCUCCAUGUCGGGGUUUUUUUUCGUCUUUAGUUUUAUGAUUUUUGUUGUGAAGAGGUUUGUUUUUCCAAAAAAAAACUGACAACAGAUUUUUUUUUAUGCAUUAACAGUGUGUUCUUGUUUUCGUUCACAAUGUGUUGUUUAAAUUAUUUUUUUAACUUAUUAAAAAAAAAAAAAAGAGUAUUGAAGUUAGUUUUAGAAAAAAUAAUCUUUUCCAACAUGGCUGCAGGUAAAUACUGUAAAACUGUUUGUUUUUGUUUUUUUAGUUGUGUGAACAAAAAAAUAUUAAUUAUCACUGUACCAUUGAUGCUAAUAACCUGAUGUUUUUGUUAGAUAGAAGAGUUGUGUUUUCACGUGUGAGCUCAAACUGGACAUUCUACCACACACACACACACACACUUUCUGACUGGAGGCGCGUGAAGCGCCACAGAACUAGAAUAAAGUGGAACUCCCACUUCCUGUCCAACUGCAGGAGGUGACGAUGAUGUCAACAUCAAGUGAUUCGUCAAUCGUAAUAAUAAUCCCGUCAGCUCCGAGCAGAAUUAUGAGGCACAGACUGUCACAAAAAUCGGACUUCACACACUUGGUGCAGAUGAUGCAGAAUUACCUUGACACACUGAUGUCCGCGUGUAAAGCCUCUGAUGACCACGUCACUCGCACAUGCAUGAAGUUGUAUAACGCUGACAUGCUAACGGAGCGCAGAUGUAAAAGAAACGGAAGAAGUAGCGACUCCUGGUCAUAAUGGAUUCUGAGGAGUGGGACUGAGCAACAGUAUCACAUCAGAAACCUUCACGUCAGACGACAUCGAUAAUUAUCAGGAUACAUUUCUAAUCACAUCUCCCGGGUUUAAAAGAUGAUUUGAUCUUCACGCAGCAGAGUGAAAGUUAAAGAAUCAGACAGUUAACUGUGGUUUUACUCUUCGUCAAACAAUUAUACGCAUUUUAAAUAUGUAGUCAUAUCACGAUUAUUCUUGUGAUUGUUUCAUCGUCCAACGCUGCCCACAGCGACGAUUAAUAGAAUGAUGAUGAAUUAAUUAUUCUGUAUUUGGAUCAUUAGACGAAAGCAGCAGGUUUACACAUCCGACAUGAACAGUGUCUCCUGUUUGAUGUCAGGCAGCGGCUGUUUUUUACAUUGACGUGAUUUGAUUGGCUGGUUCCUGCGCUGCCAUUUGAAAAGUUGAGGGCUGGGUGAAGCUCAUGGUGCAGCGAGACGCACCGCGGGCGAACCGAAGCAACGGAACCACGACGCGGUUCUGCUUCGCGGCGAACGAGGCGUCCGACGUGGCCUCGUGCGCGACGUGCUUCCUCGCCGCAGUUUCCCAGUGGCUGAUGGAGAAUCAUCAGAGACCGAGUUCGUCUACUUGUUGUAGUUCUGUGGCAGAGUCCGUCCUCAGUGUGUAGAAGUACCAGGCAACGUUUACUUUAUUAUGAUUCUUUUAUUUUUUAUUUUUACCCGACUGACCUGACGCUCAGCUUGGUUUUCUGUCCCUGGGUGUCACACACUAAUGCUGCAUGUUUGCUCGGCCUCGCUAACACACACACACACACACACACAUGUAAAUACACACUAGUUAGACACACAGUUACAGAUACGUCAAACUGGGUUGCGCACACACACACGUACACACACGUACACACGUACACACACACACGUACACACGCACACACGCACACACGCACACACGCACACACACACACACACACACACACACACACACAGAGGCCUCGGACAGUGAGAACUAAAAGCAAUACAACGCGGCGCCGGAUGAGUAGCUACACGAUGCAGCAGGUAAAUUCUUCACGUGUGUGUGUGCAGAUACAUUCAUGUUCAACUUCGAUGGUUGUUGAUGCAGAGAUUUGUUCCUUCUGUUUGUUUUUAAAGGUAUUCUGAUAAUAAUAAUAAUAAUAAUUAUGAUGAUGUGGCAUAUUAAACAAGCUCACUUAUUUUUAUAAACCUUGUCGAUGAACUGAACUGUGGACGCCGCGUCCGAUCACGUCACUCAUCCGUCCUCUUUCUUUCUUCUUUUUUUACUUCCUGUCCACUGUCUUCGUGUCGUCCGUCCAUUUUGCAUGAGUGUGACUUGAAUCGAUGUCUAUGCAAAAAAAAAACCCCGUCUCUGUGGUUCAGCUCAGUGACCGAAGCUGCGCUGGUGCUUGUGAAGUGCAGCUGAAAUCAAAAGGGCUACAGGCGACGACGGGUCUGACCCGCAGAGCAUCGGACCUGAUGAGCAGCUCCUUUACACACGGACACGACCAAUCAAACGACAGUAUUUACAUAAGCGACGCAGUGUCGGUCGUCCAAUCAGGGCCGUUCUGCUGGUUUGAUUUGAGUCUGCGUUAAAACAAAAGGCGGCGCCACAACUUCUUCUUUUUUUUUUACUUUUAGCCGUUUUGAUUUCAUUUUAACAACCAACAUACGACCAAAACAUGCGACGGGUACUUCUGCAUACGACCGGAAAAUGACAAUCGCAACAUCAAUGCCAAAAUAUCUACCAGCCUCCUUGUUCACGUGCAAAUGAACGCCACCACCGAGGACAGAUCCUCCUCUCUACCAAGCCGAGGUGCCGACCUUCCAGGGUAAAAAGUGCCCAACAUUUCACACUCUUCAGACCUUUAUGACAGUUUUGAGUUCAACAUCCUGGUACUUUCAGUGCACGUAACCAAAAAAUAGCAGGUGUGAAGAACUCAGAUAAGCAAACUGUUCUCAAGCUACGAAUGAAGUGGAGGAUGUGACAUGAAGCGAACUAGAGAGGAGAGGUCUCACUCGGCUGCAGCUACAUGACGCGUCUCCACUUCCUCCCGUUUGUAACAAAAAUGAAGCUGGCAUAUCUCCGAUAGGGGCGCCGCCAUUUUGCUCUUUUGACGUUAGACUUAUGAGGAACAUGAACACUUGAACACACGUCAGUGCAAUAAGAACGACCUCAAAUGACAGAAACCAUCUUUGUAAAACGUUAUUUAACGUUUACUUUGAUAUUUUUUUUGGUUUGGUCCGUGUCCCAUCUGCUAACAUGGAGCGGGCGGGGCUUAAGACAUGUACUGCCGACAGCCACCAGGGGGCGCAUGAACACAUUUUAUAACUUUGUGUUCCUGCAAAUGCAGCACUGCAUUUCCCUGGUGAACCCCAACUACAUCCAAAUCUACUUCAUUCGUCUUUACGUCACCAGUUUUACACCUUGUGCGAACAUCUCCUCCUCGGAGGCGACAAAAACAACAACAAACUGCUCUUCAGGGUGAAUGCACUGCGAGGAUCAGACCCCCGGGCAGAGGGGAGGAGGUUUCAGCCACACUACACCAGGCUGCACCGAACACAGAGAAGAAAUUCGACUCUAUAACGACACUUUCAUUCCAAGUUGUCACACACACACACACACACACACACACACACACACACACACACACACACACACACACACACACACACACACACACACACACACACACACACACACACACACACACACACACACACACACACACACACACACAGAGCCUGUACAGCAAACACACACGCACACAGAGAAAACACGCGCGCGCACAUUCACCCCCGGAAACCAAUCGCUGAACAAAAUGAGUACGGUUAUGAAUAUUGUAUUGCACUUGAACACGGAAGCUCCAUUACGACCAGAUCUCCUCUGCUGAGUAUGAAGUGCCCCCGUCCUCCCUCUGUUCAUGUUCUGCUUCCGCUGCGGCGACGACGGGGACGUCCGCUCUCUGUGUCUGUAUCCGCCUGAUGUGUUCGUGGUUCUCUGUUUUCUUUCCAUUCAUGACAUGUUCUAAUAAAUAAAACCCACACUGAAAAAACAACAA